Molecule: messenger RNA, 1086 nt
Organism: Triticum dicoccoides
Lineage: Eukaryota; Viridiplantae; Streptophyta; Magnoliopsida; Poales; Poaceae
Product: cystathionine gamma-synthase 1, chloroplastic-like
Exons: 6
Coding region: 1-1086 (361 amino acids)
Biological process (GO): transsulfuration
Cellular component (GO): chloroplast
Molecular function (GO): pyridoxal phosphate binding; cystathionine gamma-synthase activity
Source: RefSeq, a predicted model, not a curated record
AUGAUGCAGCAGUCCAGCAUUGGCGCCGCUCGUCGCGUCUCCCCCGCCUCCCGGAAGCCACGCCAGAGACCAUCCCCAUCGCUGGCCCGCCCAGGCCGAGAUGGGGCCCGAAGGGCCUGCAUCUGGGCCGAGCGGUCGACGCUUGUCACGUCCUCGGGAAUGAACGCCAUCGUUGCCACGCUGCUUGCGCUCGUACUGCCCGGUGCCGGCCACGUGGUGACCACGACUGAGUGCUACAGCGAGGCACGCGCCUUCAUCCGCGACAAGCUCUCCAAGAUGGGCAUCAAGGUGACAUUCAUCGAGCUGAACGACAUGGACACGCUCAAGGCCGUUCUUGACCAUGGCGACGUGACACUCUUCUACACUGACUGUCCGACGAACCCCCACCUCAAGUGCAUCGACAUUAAGCUCGUCGCGGAGCUGUGUCACCGCAAAGGGGCUCUAGUGUGCAUCGACAGCACCCUCGCCUCGCCCAUCAAUCAGAAGCCGCUCACCCUCGGGGCCGACAUCGUCGUGCACUCUGCCACAAAGUACAUUGCCGGCCAUCACGACGUCAUUGCAGGAUGCAUCAGUUGCUCGGAUGCGCUCAUCUCUAGGAUCCGUGCGUGGCAUCACGACCUCGGCGGCGCCAUUAGUCCGGACGCAGCCUACAUGAUCAUACGCGGCCUCAAGACGAUGGUGCUUCGCGUGGAAACACAAAACAGCACUGCAUUGCGCAUGGCGCGCUUGCUCGAGAACCAUCCCAAGAUUGAGCGGGUGUACUACCCUGGACUCAUCAGCAGCCCAUGGCACCACAUCGCCAACAGCCAGAUGACCGGUUGCGGUGGCGUCAUCAGCUUCAAGGUGGCGUCAGACCUGCACGGCGUCAUGAGGUUCAUCGACGCAUUGGAGAUACCCUUCAUUGCAACCUCUCUUGGCGGGUGUGAGAGCCUCGUGCAACAGCCGGCGGUCAUGUCCUUCUGGGGGGAGAAUGAUGAGGAGAAGGCCAAGAAUGGGAUCAAGGACAACUUGGUGAGGUUUAGCUUCGGGGUUGAGAAGUUUGAGGAUCUCAGGGAUGACAUUCUCCAAGCCCUAGAGAAGAUUUAG